ACGGACCUAAGGGAAAGGACACUUCCUGUCUCGUACUUCCGCUUCCUGUUUCAGCUUAAAUUGAGUCAGGGCUCGGCGUUCUGGGUAGGAAGUUGUGGCGUUGCUCCAGUCACAAUGAUCGAGGUGGUUUGUAACGACCGUCUGGGGAAGAAAGUGCGCGUCAAGUGCAAGUAUCCACCGAAGGGUGAAAGCACCGAUGACACCAUCGGGGACUUGAAGAAACUGAUCGCAGCCCAGACUGGCACUCGUUGGAAUAAGAUAGUGCUGAAGAAGUGGUACACGAUUUUUAAGGACCACGUGUCUCUGGGAGACUAUGAAAUCCACGAUGGGAUGAACCUGGAGCUUUAUUACCAGUAGAGUUCAUUCCCCCCAACCCAUGCUUCUCUCCCAAUCCUGCCCUCCUCUCCCACCAUGAUCUGACACACUGUAUGAAUGCCUGUUUUUAACAAGUCAUGUGAAUAAAAAAAUUUGCGUGCUGCUUCA
Nannospalax galili (Upper Galilee mountains blind mole rat) is the source of this 483-nucleotide messenger RNA. It is a transcript of the gene Ubl5, whose product is annotated as ubiquitin like 5. Gene Ontology annotation, molecular function: protein tag activity; protein binding. The record is from RefSeq and is a predicted model, not a curated record. Gene Ontology annotation, biological process: mRNA splicing, via spliceosome; protein modification process. Gene Ontology annotation, cellular component: nucleus; cytoplasm. The transcript is spliced from 5 exons. Lineage: Eukaryota; Metazoa; Chordata; Mammalia; Rodentia; Spalacidae. Bases 115 to 357 code for a protein of 80 amino acids.